GAAGAACAACUAAAUGCUUCAAACUCCUGCCAUGGCUGCAGCGGUGUGGACUGAAAGAGGACGGAGGACUGUGAAUCUGGUUUGGACACUGACUGGGGCCAGAUCAAAUCACACCGCUUUGAAAUCCAGUUAUGACGCGGUGAUCAUCGGCGGAGGACACAAUGGACUGGUGGCAGCUGCCUAUCUUCAGAAGGGAGGUGUGAAGACAGCUGUGUUGGAGCGCAGACACUUGCUGGGGGGAGCAGCAGUUUCAGAGGAGAUCUUCCCUGGUUUCCUCUUCUCCAGGUGCUCCUAUUUGCUCAGUUUAUUACGACCACACAUUUACCGAGACCUGGAGCUGGAGAAACAUGGGCUUAAGGUGUACAUGAGAGACCCCCAUGCUUUCACCCCCAUGUUGGAGGAGGGAGUGAGAGGUCUCCCACCGAGGUCCCUCACCCUCGGCGCAGAUCUGGCCAAGAACCAGAAUGAGAUCGGGAAGUUCUCACAGAGGGAUGCAAAGGCCUAUCCAGAGUUCGUUGCAUAUCUUGACAAGCUAGGAGCUGCUAUCCACCCUCUGCUGGACGCUCCUCCUGUCGACAUUCCAGGUGUCACAACUGGAUCGCUGAGGAAAAGGCUGACUGCAGCAAAAACACUGACACCUAUUGUCAAAUGUGGUUUAAAACUUGGCAGGAAUCUUCCAGAAUUCUAUGAGAUCGUAACAGCACCGAUAAUGAAGAUUCUCACACGGUGGUUUGAGUCAGAGCCACUGAGAGCGACACUGGCGACUGACGGCGUGAUAGGAGCCAUGACCAGUCCCAGUAAUCCUGGUAGUGGAUAUGUACUCCUGCACCAUGUGAUGGGAGAGCUGGAGACGGAGAAGGGAGCAUGGGGUUAUGUAGAGGGAGGCAUGGGAGGAGUGUCUCAGUCUAUUGCUAAAGCUGCUCGAUCCUACGGCGUGGACAUCUUCACUGAGAAGGAUGUGGGGCAGAUACUUGUUGGUUCAGAUGGUUCUGCCAGGGGAGUGGCACUAAAGGAUGGCACAGAGAUCCACAGUAAAGUGGUUUUAUCAAAUGCUACUCCUUAUGUAACCUUCAAGAACCUCACACCACAGGCCGCCCUGUCUCCAGAGUUCAUCAGAGCUGUAGAUCAGAUUGACUACACCUCCCCUGUUACUAAGAUCAAUGUGGCAGUAGACAAGCUACCAAACUUCCUUGCAUCUCCUACACCAGACGAUAAACCUGGACCCCACCAUCAAUGCUCCAUCCAUCUAAACUGUGAAAGCGUGGACAUACUGGAGACUGCAUAUAAAGAUGCCCAGAGUGGACGUCCCUCAACCAGGCCGAUGCUGGAGAUGACCAUCCCCUCUGUGUUGGAUCCCACUCUGGCGCCCCCUGGCUGUCACGUGGUGUCACUGUUCUGCCAGUUCACCCCCUACCACAUAGAGGGGAGGGAGUGGACUGACCAGGACCGGGAGGCCUUCGCAGACACUGCAUUCGACUGGGUGGAGCAAUAUGCCCCUGGGUUUAAAAAGUCCGUAGUUGGCAGAGAUAUCCUGUGUCCAUCAGACCUGGAGAGGAUCUUUGGACUCACUGGAGGGAAUAUUUUCCACGGCUCAAUGUCUCUGGACCAGCUCUACCUCGCACGGCCUUUGCCCGCUCUCUCAGACUACCGAUCACCAAUCAAAGGCCUCUAUCUCUGUGGCAGCGGCUGUCAUCCAGGCGGUGGUGUGAUGGGUUCUCCUGGCUGGAACGCUGCCCUCACCGUCAUGGCUGACUUGAAACGUCGCUGAGAAACGUGGCGGUAUCAGUGUCUGGUUCAUUCAGCGGUGCGCUACAAUAUCUCCGCUGUGUGGAUUCAACUCAGAACACCUAUUUGAAUAUCUGUCUGAUGCCUCUCUUGUUGUAAGCAGAGAAAUGGUUGAUAUGAUAAUAGUUAUAUGUGAUAAAUGACACUAACAGGUGGUGGAAAAGGCAGGUUUUUAAGGCCUUUUAUAAGCUAUUCAUAGGAGAAGUCUUCUUGUAGAGAUGAAGUCAUCAGAAAAUCCCUGAUGCAUAGAUAUGAAGAUGUUGAGUGCAAAUGUAUUUUUAAAAUAACUGACAAUUGGGUCAGUAAACUGAACUAAAAUGUUUUUCAUGAUUAAAUAUUGAAUAAAUAAAAAUAAUUCAAAUAAA
Cololabis saira (Pacific saury) is the source of this 2150-nucleotide messenger RNA. It is a transcript of the gene pyroxd2, whose product is annotated as pyridine nucleotide-disulphide oxidoreductase domain 2. The coding region runs from base 14 to 1768 and encodes 584 amino acids. NCBI's taxonomy places the organism in Eukaryota, Metazoa, Chordata, Actinopteri, Beloniformes, Belonidae. The transcript is spliced from 16 exons. Gene Ontology annotation, molecular function: oxidoreductase activity. The record is from RefSeq and is a predicted model, not a curated record.